This is a messenger RNA of Cajanus cajan (pigeon pea), 1365 nucleotides long. RefSeq names its product glucuronokinase 1. Gene Ontology annotation, molecular function: ATP binding. The record is from RefSeq and is a predicted model, not a curated record. NCBI's taxonomy places the organism in Eukaryota, Viridiplantae, Streptophyta, Magnoliopsida, Fabales, Fabaceae.
UAGAUUAUAGAUAAAAGAGAUAGUAGUAGGGUGAUGAGGCAGAGAGAGAGAGCAAUGGAUAUGGUUAGCGAUGUGAUCGAGCACAAGGCUUACGCGAGGGUGGGUUUUCUGGGAAACCCGAGCGACGUGUAUUACGGCAAAACGAUAUCGUUUAGUCUGGGCAACUUCUGCGCCACCGUCAAACUCGCUCCCUCCGACGUCUUAAUCAUCCAACCCCACCCUCUCCACGAUCUCGUCCAUUUCGCAUCUCUCUCUCAAUUGGUUCACCGCUUGAGCUCCGAGGGUUACUAUGGCGGCGUGCGAUUGCUCAUGGCUAUCUGCAAAGUCUUCUACGCUCAUUGCCGAGACAACGCUAUCCAACUUCGUCCAUCCAAUUUCACUCUCUCCUACGACACUAACAUCCCUCGCCAGGCUGGUCUCUCCGGUUCCAGCGGGAUUGUGUGCGCUGCGUUGAACUGUUUGCUUGAUUUCUACGCUGUGAGGCACCUCGUCAAGGUGGAGAUCAGGCCUAACCUUAUUCUCGCUGCGGAGAAAGAGCUUGGAAUUGUCGCUGGUCUUCAGGAUCGGGUCGCGCAAGUUUACGGUGGCCUUGUUUACAUGGACUUUAGCAAGGAUAGCAUGGAUGAACUGGGCCAUGGUAUUUAUACACCUAUGGAUUUGAGUCUCCUCCCUCCUCUGUAUCUCAUCUAUGCGGAAAAUCCUAGUGAUUCUGGCAAGGUUCAUAGUAAAGUACGACAGAGGUGGCUUGAUGGUGAUGAAUUCAUUGUGUCUUCAAUGCUUGAAGUUGCUAGUAUUGCUGAAGAAGGAAGGACUGCAUUAGAAAAAAAAGACUACUCCAAACUUGCAGCACUCAUGAAUCGAAAUUUUGACUUGCGAAGGUUAAUGUUUGGGGAUGAUGCCCUCGGUGCUUUGAACUUAAAAAUGGUAGAGGUUGCUAGAAAGGUUGGAGCUGCGUCAAAAUUUACAGGUAGCGGAGGAGCUGUUGUUGCAUUUUGUCCUGAGGGGGCUUCUCAAGUGAAGCUUCUCGAGGAUGAAUGCCAAAAAGAAGGAUUUGUGAUACUACCUAUUGAAAUUUUUCCUUCUCGUCUAAAUGAUAUUGACUUGAAAACCUUGCAAAUAAAGUAAUUUAAUUUGAGGGUUUGAAGAAAGAAACAUUUCCAUUUAAUUUGGGAGUUAGUUGUCAAACUGUGAUUUUGUUUUUUGAUCGAUUAAUUCAGAAAAGAAAAAUAGGGAUUGAAUUUGUUAAUUAUGAACCGCUGUGUUUUUAUUUUGAAGGGUUUAUGUACUGAGAUGUAUGCUAGACAGUUUUCCUGCAUACAUAUUUAAUGUGUUAAAAUAUCGACUUCAUUUUUGUUAUGUUUUGAA